AUGGGGGAGGGAGCAAGAAGGGGGGAGGGAGGGGAGAAGACCGAGGUUCAGAGCAAGGGCGCCAAUUUCUCCGUCGGCCAGCGGCAACUGCUGUGUGUUGCCAGGGCGCUGCUGCGGAGGUCGCGGGUGGUGCUGCUCGACGAGGCCACGGCCAACAUUGACGCGGCCACGGACCUGCUGAUCCAGAGGACCAUCCGAGCCGGCUUCUGCGGCUCGACGGCCUUGAUCAUCGCCCACCGCCUCUCCACGAUCUCCGACGUGGACGUCGUGGUCUGCCUGGAGGGCGGCAGGCUUGCGGAGGCGGGGCCUCUUGGGGAGCUCCGUCGCGCGGGCGGCCACGUGGCGAGGAUGUUCGACGACGCCGGGGACAUCGCCCUGGAGUCGGCCGAGCGGACGCCCGGGCCGGCGGCACCAGGCUCGCCAGCCAGCCCUGGCAGUGUUCCUAUCGUCGGAGGAGGGCCAGUUGACACAACGACUGCGCUCCCGCCUGGCCUCUGUGUGGGCGCCUCUGUUCUGCGUAGGUCCUGUGCAGGCGCCCUCGUUCUGUGUGGGUUCUGGGCAGGUUUUGCGUGGGCGCCCUUGUGCUGUGCAGGUUCUGUGUGGGCGCCACCACUUUGCGUAUGGUCGGGAACUUUUGGACACUUGACGUGUCGCGCCACCAGUUCUGGCCCACCGCGCUUCGGCGCGACAUGCCAUCCACGUCCCCGUCCCCAAGCGCCGACGCCUCUGACUUGCCGAGCCUCCCGCGGAGCGGAGCGGAGCGACACGCUAUCCGCUCGCAAGGCAUAG
Prorocentrum cordatum is the source of this 789-nucleotide messenger RNA. Lineage: Eukaryota; Dinophyceae; Prorocentrales; Prorocentraceae. The record is from the annotation of a GenBank genome assembly.